AUGUCUACAAUGCCAGCAACUCAUGGCCACAGCCAGGCCUGCUGCAACAUCCCUCCUGUUGUUUCAUUGGACUAUGUCCCUAAGGGCUUGUAUGAGGAACUUGGUGGAAUGAAAACUUAUGUGACCGGCCCAGAGGAAGCUACCAGAGGAAUUGUCGCUGUUUUUGACAUCUUCGGCUACUUUGAUCAAACUCUGCAGGGUGCUGAUAUCCUGGCAACGAGUGAUCAUCACCAAAAGUACAAGGUGUUCAUGCCUGACUGGUUCAAUGGCAGCCCAUGCCCUGCUGAGUGGUACCCUCCCAAUACUGAACAGAAACAGAAGCACUUGGGUGAGUGGUUUGGUAGAAACAUGCCGCAAGGUCCUGCGGCUGCACUGCCUGGUUAUAUUGCCGCCCUCAAGGCUGCGAAUCCUUCUAUCAACUCAUGGGGACUUAUCGGGUACUGCUGGGGAGGUAAAGUUGCUGAGCUCGUGACUGCUAGCGAGGACAACCCGUUCAAGGUGGCUGCCGCCUGCCACCCAGCGAUGGUUGAUCCCUCCGGCGCGGAGAAAAUUCCAGUGCCGUAUAUUCUACUGGCAUCCGGGGAAGAAUCCGCUGAAGAUGUCAAGGAAUUUCAAAACAACCUGAGAGUGCCUAACCAUGUGGAGACUUUUGAGGAUCAAGUCCAUGGUUGGAUGGCUGCUCGUGCUGAUCUUUCUAAUCCCCGUGUACAGGAGGAGUAUAGUCGAGGCUAUAAGACUGUGCUGGAAUUCUUUGGCAAGCACUGG
Molecule: messenger RNA, 765 nt
Organism: Penicillium hordei
Lineage: Eukaryota; Fungi; Ascomycota; Eurotiomycetes; Eurotiales; Aspergillaceae
Product: dienelactone hydrolase family protein
Exons: 4
Molecular function (GO): hydrolase activity
Source: RefSeq, a predicted model, not a curated record